CAGAGCAGGGUGCAGGUAGGCAGACGUCAGGCUAUAUUUAGACGCUAGCUUUUGGCCACGCGUCACGACGAAGGGUCGGUAGGCCCCACCCUACACUGAUGUCACAACACAUUAUGUUACCGUGUCGGCUGAGAUCAGAGAAGUGUUUAAGCACAUUAGUGUCGUUACUUGAUUUCUGUCCUGACACUCACCUCCACCCCUCGCACCCAUAUCACAUUUCUGUACUCUGACAUUGCUGACAGUGUACACUCACCAGUCAACUUCGUCUCGCCGAAGACCUUGGUAGGGUGUCGACUGAAGAGCAGGAACCCAUGAUCGGGACAUCGAUGUGACAGUACGUGACAUGAGGUCACAGAUAGCUCUACUGCUCGUGACUCUAGCGGGCUUAAAGGCGGAGGAUGGACUCGCGCCUCUUGUCGUAUCUUCCUGCAUCGCAGGUAUUCUCUUCUUUGUCAUCGUUCUGGGGAGCAGCUUUGUGUGCUUCAUCAGCUGGAGAAAGAGGAGCAAGAAGGUAUCCCAGACUACCAGCAACCCUCGUGUCAGCUCGUUUGUAAACACGGACUCACCGCCGCCGCAGGCCAAAGCCUACACCCAUCAUGCCUUGCUCGUACGCCAGCGACCUCCACUACAAUUCUACACAGUACGGUCCGACCCCCGCGACCAGGGACUUGCUGCUGGAGCUGUCCCCAUGGGCCCCUUUAGGAGACCUACCUCCAUGGGGAGACCAGUUCUCUACCUGGACAUGCUUGACCCGGCGAUGAACGAAAAUAAUGCAAUGCCACAUUACGCGAAUGCUGCUUACGGAGGCAUGAACAUCAGCGAGAUGCAGAGUGUCGACGAGAGGGGGUCGACUAAAGACAACUACCGACGAAAGCACGGGAAGUCCAAAAGGCGGUCCAGAUCAAGGUCACGUGCUCGCUCUGAGUCAGAAUCACGUGAUCGUUCCCGAUCCAGCGACGACCGCAGACCUCAGAUGAACCAAAGGUUACGCCCCUAUCCGGAGGAAGAAAUUCCAGUCUUAGCAAUGCCAGGGGACAUCAUUCUUACCGACAUACGAUCCUCACGACGAGAAUCGCCAGCCAGACCAUUGCCAGCUGAGCCAAAGAGAGAACAAGCUUUUCCUCGCACAUCAGGCAUCGCCACUGUCCUCCAGGAACGAACUUUGACGAUGACCGACCGAGAGUCGGAGUCUGAUGCCUCGUCUUUGAGUGGCGAGGCGCGGGGUGGGGUCGACACGGUGCAUGCAGACAACGUAAACCUUCAUGGUUAUACACAAGAUUUCCAAAAAUCUGAUUCGCAGCUAUCACAAGCUGAAGACAACUCCACCCCAGAUCCAGAUUACCUGUUAGAUUUUAACGUAUCCCCGGCUGAAAAGUCUACUGUCAGUCAGCAGCGGGUCACUGCGCGGGAUUCCGUUGAGGUUGUCCCACAUGAUUUCGCCGAGACCAUCCCGAGGGGACACUUCAGCGCGGGGCCUGGCGACGACAACCUUGCCGGCAGGCGCCGUGACACAGACCCUAAUGACAAGAGUCCUAAUAAUGGACUUUCAAGACACCAGCCCGUGACACCUGUCGACUCUCAAGAUAUUAACGAUAUCCUCAAGUCCCUAGACCAGGCUUUCACGCCAGGGGUCUCAUCUCCUCCCUAUAGUGAAGCAGCACAGUCCACACGUCCUGUACCUGUGCGCCAACUGUCGCCAGAGGAAUACCGGCCUCCCACUCCUCCCCCAGACAUGGACAGUUCAGAUGACUCGGACACAGACGAGAGGUUUUCCAAGUUGCUGGUCACAACGCGGCCCCCCACACCGCCUCGAGAUAGUGCCAGCGGCAAACAGGAGGAGAAAAGUAGGCUACUGAGUGGCAUGCAGACCAUGGACGGACUACGUCUUCUCAUCCACAGCAUCCGUCCCCUCAGCCCCCCACCCGAAUCAUGACUGAACUAAAGCGGCGACAACGACACCCUGACGAGGAUGGGGAAACAUCAACCCCUCCAUCACCACCAGAGAGAAAAUAUGGAGCCAGCAGCGUCACGGGGCAGGACCAUGACCUCUUGUUGUCACCGGGGGAACUUCCCACCACCCGCGUAUCCUUUGCUACCGACCCCCCUGAGAUCAUACCGCGUGACGAUCCUGAGCCUUCCUGGUUGCGCCUGACUAUGACACGAUAGCCCGAGGUACAACAUGAGCCACCACUACAACCAGUCUCGUCGUCACCGCCACCACCGCCACCACCACCACCACCACCGCCGCCAUCUCUUUCAACUGUUAGACUGUAGUCAAUUUGCUUACUCCGCACAUACUGUAGGUAACAAAAUUAAAAGAUUUGCAGUUUCUACAUCGGUACCUCUCAGCGGAGAACCAUACCGAGGCUUUCCAGCCUUAAUUACCAUUUUAGUGUCUGUGCACCAUUUAUAGAAUGGCAAAUGUACACUGACUGGUUUUUCAAAAUGGUCCGGAAGAUUACGCUUAAUUAACAAUCACUGCUUAAGGAAUGAAUCAACUAAAUUCUACAAUCUGUAUUCACACGUAUUUAUCAAAGGGAUACAAAUUGCAGAUUGCACUAAUUAGUGCUAGGUUUCUUAUAGUUACAGAAUGACGAACUUGGAAUGCCAACAAUCUCAUAGAUUACAAGUGUUGUAGCCAGAAACUGAUAUUUUAAAUUAUGCUUUUUAAUUUUUAUUUCUUCUAAUUAACAACAGUGAAUCAUCUAAAACACACAAUUAUAUAUAUAACUAGACGUUUGCUGAUAUAUAUAUAGAUAAAACCAAGCACAUAUAGCCAGAAAGGAAGUAAAAGUUUUUUUUUUUAAAAAAACUGAAAUAGGGAAUGAUAAAUGAAAAUGAUAAGGUAGUGCUGAUGUUUAGUUGACACUGAAGUGUAGCUUUAUUCAGUAGCUUGUCCGAGGCCACACUUGUGGAUUAGAGAUUUGCACCUCCUUUUUAUGCGUUUUUGUCUUAGUCCUUUGGAGACAGACAUGUGGAACCUUCUAAUAUAACAAUAUCAAUCACACAUCAUGAGCCAAUGAUUUCUAGAUUAUCUGGCAUCAAAUGCUCUCUUUUAAAGAAAGAAUUAGUAAGUAGACUCAGGGAAACCACAGUUAUAGCCUUUUAGUUUAAAGAACUGAAAAAAAUAUAAUUAAGGAAACAUUUAUCUAAGAAAAAAAUAUAGAAGGUAAGAAGGUUAAAUGAAACGACAUCCAGUAAUAGUAAUAAAGACUGUACAAAAUAAAAACACUGGCUUUUUACUUUCAAAAUUAUAACUAAUGAAAAAUUUAUCCAAGCCUAUUGCAAACAUAAUCCCACCAAUUGAUGUCUUUUAAAUCAGUGUUCAGCUGUAGUGUUUAAUUGUUUCUAUUGUGCUCAUUCCCAAACUACCUUUAAAGACAGUAAUGUUUCUAUCAACAUAAUCUUCAUCACCAACAUACUGUAUCACACCCCUCUCCACCUUCACACACACACAUCACACAUACAUGCAAGUACACACAGACACACAUGCAGGCUUUCCUCCCCUACCCCCACUCUCUCUUUUUUUUUAACAUUUUUACAGAACUCAGUGAUUGAAAAAUGGUGAAGCAUUAAUUUUUUACUUUUGUGCUAACGCAGGUUUCCAAAACGUUACUGUCCAGACAUUUCAUUCUGAAAAUUCAGGAGAAAACUUUGAUUAUUAUGGAUGUGUGCACUCUAAGUGAAAACCUUUAGGGUGAAUUUUAUAUAAUGUCAUGUUGAAAAAUCGACUCUUUCUAAGCCAGAUAUCUGACAUCAGACAAAGAAGUUACGCUAAUAGGCUUAAAUAAAUAAUUUAAAUCAUAGAUGUUGUUAAAGUUGUUUCUUGUUUUCUGAGCAGCAGACACAGCCAACUUUAAAGUUUCUAUUACUAAUGAGAUUCAGUAGAUUACUUUAAAGUGCUCAAGUAUUAUUUUAAAAGUUAAACAAUCUACCACUGCGAAGCUCGUGGACAACAUGGGAAGUAAAAAGUGUAGAGUUAGUGGAGGGACGAGAGCUUGUUGAAUACUGUUGGUGUUCCUUGCCGGCCACUUCUUUUACUAGUUGAUACUGGAGAAAGACGGGGUUCCUAAAAACCGUCGUGAGAUUAUGUAUUUUAAGGAAUUCGUAUUCGGACUAUUUAUGAGAGUAGACGGUGGUCAUGGCGGGAGUUAACAGCACUGCUUGGAUAGCAAGACUAGUACUGGGAUUCCUUAUAGAUGAGACAAACUUGUUGUAUGUUUUUCGCAUUAUUUGUAUGUUAAUAAAUCUUUUCUUGUUGUACUUUGA
Molecule: messenger RNA, 4269 nt
Organism: Pomacea canaliculata
Lineage: Eukaryota; Metazoa; Mollusca; Gastropoda; Architaenioglossa; Ampullariidae
Exons: 6
Coding region: 344-1933 (529 amino acids)
Source: RefSeq, a predicted model, not a curated record